This is a messenger RNA of Pseudoliparis swirei, 837 nucleotides long. RefSeq names its product chromosome 18 C1orf74 homolog (gene c18h1orf74). The record is from RefSeq and is a predicted model, not a curated record. Lineage: Eukaryota; Metazoa; Chordata; Actinopteri; Perciformes; Liparidae. The coding region runs from base 1 to 792 and encodes 263 amino acids. The transcript has a single exon.
AUGUCCACUCGGGAGCUCUUUCUUGCUGCAGCUCGUAAGUGUUUAUCUGCUGGUAGAAAAUCUCUCUCCGUCCCUCAGAGUCUGGAUCUGGCUUCUCAGAUCUCGGCGGUUGAUUUGGGAUUAAAACCGGCUUUAUUAUACGAUAGCAACAGCGCCGGAGCAGAUCAGGUGCAGCAGUAUUUGAGCUCCUUGCAGUCUUCCCAGCUUGUGUCUAAAUCACUUCUCACACUGGAUUUAAAUGGAAACGCUCUCAUUGUUAAUACACUUACAGUCCGAUCAAAUGUAGAACAGCUGCUUCAUGAUAACACGGUAGCUGUUAUUGAUGUCUGCCACACGCUGGAGAAGCCCGCCAUUGCUGACCUGCUCGGAGCAGAGACAAAGAGCAUGACGCAAGAUUUACUGCUUCUCCUGAGUGGGCUUGAACAACUGAAGGAGGCAGAUAAACCAUAUUAUGUUGCAGAGAAGUCAGACGAGUGGAACCUGUGCACGGUGUUUGGUCUUUUGUUGGGUUUCCCUGUCACGUACUGGUUUGAUCAGACCAAGAGCUUUGAAAACUGUCUGUCUAUGACUCCCCUGAUCCUAACGACAGCUUCAGCAACAUGGCAGGCAGACUCCACAGGUCACCGAUGUUGUCUGUACUCCUUCAGCUUCCCGGAUGUUCUGCUGAAUGCAGUGCAGUCCAACCUGGAACACUGGAGGCUUUGUUUACGAGAAAGAUUUAAGCAGCAACAUGUCCUCAAGGAUCUUACAUUUUGUCAAUCCAAAGUCACUCUUCCCUCAGUCUGUUUGUGAUGCGCACAUCAAAUGUGUCUUUAAAAUAAAUGUGUCUUUAAAGAA